Vicia villosa (hairy vetch) is the source of this 573-nucleotide messenger RNA. Its product is annotated as pentatricopeptide repeat-containing protein At4g37170. Gene Ontology annotation, biological process: RNA modification. NCBI's taxonomy places the organism in Eukaryota, Viridiplantae, Streptophyta, Magnoliopsida, Fabales, Fabaceae. Gene Ontology annotation, molecular function: RNA binding; zinc ion binding. The record is from RefSeq and is a predicted model, not a curated record.
UUUGAGAUAGAACCAGAGAAUCCAGCUACCUAUAUCACCCUGGCUAAUAUUUAUGCUAAUGCUGGUAUGUGGACUAAGGUAGCCAAGGUUAGAAAGGAUAUGGACAAUAGAGGAAUAGUAAAGAAGCCAGGGAAGAGCUGGAUUGAAAUUAAAAGGCAAGUGCAUGUGUUCUUAGUAGGCGAUACAUCUCACCCUAAAAUAAGUGAUAUACAUGAUUUCUUAGGAGAGCUCUCAAAGAAAAUGAAGGAAGAAGGCUAUGUUCCAGACACAAAUUUUGUGCUGCAUGAUGUGAAGGAGGAGCAGAAAGAGCAAACAUUUCACCACGGUGAGAGGCUUGCUGUUGCCUUUGGAAUAAUGUCAACUCCACCAGGAACUGCAAUCAAGGUUUUUAAAAAUUUAAGAACUUGUGUAGACUGUCACACUGCAAUGAAAUACAUAUCAAAGAUUGUUCAAAGAAAAAUAAUAGUGAGAGAUUCAAAUAGGUUUCAUUGUUUUGAGAACGGAAGAUGCUCAUGCAAAGACUAUUGGUAGUAGUAUACUGCAAUAGCAGCUUUAUUUAGCAUUGAAUGCACU